GAGAGCGCCUGCGCCCUGCGUCCCCGCGCCGCAGAGAGGGCGGGGCCUCCGCGGCGCGGGGAGAGCAUAGAGCCGCGCAUCGGCCGGUAGCGCAGAGUGCCUUCUGGGGGCGGAGCGAGGCGGCUCCAGGCCCGGCUCCCCUGUCAACACCGGCCAACAUGGCGGCGCGGAGGCCUCGCUCCGCCGCAGAACAUGACAGUGAUGACGAUUCUUAUGAAGUGUUGGAUUUAACAGAGUAUGCGCGGCGUCACCAUUGGUGGAAUCGUGUGUUUGGCCGGAAUUCAGGACCGAUUGUAGAAAAAUACUCUGUAGCUACCCAGAUUGUCAUGGGCGGUGUGACUGGCUGGUGUGCGGGAUUUUUGUUCCAGAAAGUUGGAAAGCUUGCAGCAACUGCAGUAGGUGGUGGCUUUCUUCUGCUUCAAAUUGCUAGUCAUAGUGGAUACGUACAAGUUGACUGGAAGAGAGUUGAAAAAGAUGUAAACAAAGCAAAAAAGCAGUUAAAAAAGCGUGCAAAUAAGGCAGCACCUGAAAUCAAUACUCUAAUUGAAGAGUCAACAGAAUUUAUCAAACAGAACAUUGUGGUGUCCAGUGGGUUUGUUGGAGGCUUUUUGUUGGGCCUGGCGUCGUAAGGACCUGAAUAGUCUCUUCCUGGUGGCAUCCAUGUCAGUGAAGACCAGUUGUGGUGACAUGCUCUCUUAAAGCAGAGGGGUUCACUGGGCCUUCCAGAGCAGGAUGAAUGGACUGUCUAGACAACGUGGAAGCUUUUACAUUUCAGGCUUUUGCCUCUUGAAGCUUGGCAAAACUAGGAUUUGCUGAAAAACUCUGCAGUGUGCUCAUUAAACCAUUUCUGGGCAAAACUGGUUCAUCUUCAUCAUGACUCUUUUUAUCUAUGACCUUUCAAGAUCUAGCAUUUUUUAAAAUGUUAUUCUUGAAAUAUAGAUAUGCAGCCAUACUGUAAGAAAGAAAGCUCCAUUUCUAUGUUUUGGUUAAUAAUUGUUUAUUUUUAAAGUACUUUUCUUCAUGCUGUAGAAGAUAAUAUCAAUGACUACAUAAUAUAUAUGAUAUUGUAGUUUCAGCCUCAUGGCUGUCCUUGUUCUUUAGAAAUCACUGCAAUAAUCUAUCAAUCUGUAAUACCUUUUUACAGAGUAUUAAAUAACAGAGGAUCAUGAGCUUAUUAAAGGUGAAAAUUAACUUUGA
Molecule: messenger RNA, 1197 nt
Organism: Pezoporus flaviventris
Lineage: Eukaryota; Metazoa; Chordata; Aves; Psittaciformes; Psittacidae
Gene: FUNDC1
Product: FUN14 domain containing 1
Exons: 5
Coding region: 159-629 (156 amino acids)
Biological process (GO): autophagy of mitochondrion
Cellular component (GO): mitochondrial outer membrane
Source: RefSeq, a predicted model, not a curated record